AUGUUCGUCGACGUCAUGGUCCGGGUCGCGCUGGCGACAUUGAUUGUUGGCGUUGUGAUGCUCUUUGGCACCUGGAUCUACCGAAUAACCCUUCACCCUUUGGCGCAUAUACCAGGCCCAAAACUUGCAGCCAUGACCAAGUUCUAUGCAAUGUUUUGGGACUGGCGACCCGCGUCUUCUUACAUCAAGAAUUUCGCUAAAUGGCACCAGCAGUACGGGCCCGUCGUCCGAAUCGAGCCAAACCAUGUACACAUCCUCGAUAUUGAUGCGUACAACCAAGUAUUCCAGAUUGGCACCAAGUUUUAUCGUGACCCGGCUCUCUAUAGUGUUCCAAUAUUACGAGGAGGCUUCUUCAAUAAGCUGCAUGUCAGGGAGGCAAAACCACAUCGGGACCUCUAUUCACCCUACUUUUCACGCAAUGCGGUCAAGAAUCUCGAGCCCUUCAUUCGAGACCAUCUACAAGUCUUUCUGCAAAGGAUCGACGAGAUGGCAGCAAACAAUGAUGCGAUCGAUCUGAGCCUUACGACAAACCUUUUGGGGCUUUACAAUCGCCGGACUUUUAAGUAUCAGAUGCUGGAAGAUCUUGAGAGGUUCUUCGAUUUCUCGGCAACUCAAACAGGCUACAUACCAACUCUCGCAACCUCGCUGGUUGAUCUAGCAGGAAGAGUUCCCCGGCCUUGGUUAAAAUCGAUUCCAGGCCUUCGUGCAGCAUUCAGUAACCUCGACGGAUGUCACAAAAGAGUCGUUGAGUUGAGGAAAGAGACUUCAGCUCAGCAGACUCCAUCAGUCUUUCGUACUGCGCUGCACCCAGACCUUAAAAAACAUCAGCCUGUUUUCAAUGACAAGGUUCUCGCUGCUGAUGCUUUUACGAUAUUCACAGCAGGCACCGAUACCACAGCCCAUACGCUAGUCACAGGCACAUGGUAUCUCCUCCAAGAUCCUUCAGUCAUGGAACAGCUCCGGAAAGAGCUCAAGUCGGCCAUACCCGACAGCACUGAUGUAUCGCUCACGUGGUCUUCACUUGAGUCGCUUGAAUAUCUCACUGCGGUGAUCAAAGAGUCGCUACGCCUAUCUUAUGGCGUGCCGGGCAAAUUGCCUCGCAUGGUCCCGCCAGCAGGUGCUGAGCUUGCUGGAUAUCGACUUCCAGGCGGCACUGCGCUCAGUAUGUCCUGCUACAUAUAUCAUCAGCAUCCAGCCUACUUUGCAGAACCUGAGAAGUUCCUGCCCGAACGAUGGCUUGAUCGUGAGCAAGCAGCGAGUAUGGAGAAGUACUUCAUGCCCUUCAGCCGAGGGAGCAGAGGCUGUAUCGGGCAGAACUUGGCGUGGGCAGAGCUGUACUAUACGUUCGCCUUCCUGUUCCGCCGUUUCCAGCUGGAGGCAUUCGAGACUACUGAGGCCGAUAUGGAGUGGCACGACGCGUUCGUGGUCGCAACGUUUGGACACCUCAAGGUCAAAGCACGAAAGUUAAGCUCUUGA
Molecule: messenger RNA, 1476 nt
Organism: Cyphellophora europaea CBS 101466
Lineage: Eukaryota; Fungi; Ascomycota; Eurotiomycetes; Chaetothyriales; Cyphellophoraceae
Exons: 2
Coding region: 1-1476 (491 amino acids)
Molecular function (GO): iron ion binding; oxidoreductase activity, acting on paired donors, with incorporation or reduction of molecular oxygen; monooxygenase activity
Source: RefSeq, a predicted model, not a curated record